AUGCCGGCAUUACGAAAGGUGCUAGUCGUAAUUGGUACCACAGGUGCCGGGAAAACCAAGCUGUCAGUCGACUUGGCCAAGGCUGUAAAUGGCGAAAUUGUCAACUCGGAUGCUAUGCAAAUGUACCGCGGGCUAGAUAUAGCCACAGCUAAGAUUACGGAACAGGAGAAACAGGGUAUACCUCACCACCUUUUUGACGUCGUGGACCCGACUUCAUGCUGCGAUGUGCUCGAGUUUAAGCGUUUAGCUUUACAUACAAUUAACAACAUCUUGGAUCGAGGCAAGGUACCUAUUAUAGUAGGUGGGACCAUGUACUAUACGCAGGCGAUCCUCUGGAAGUCGCAACUGCUAGACGAUGUGCCGGUUGUGUAUUCAUCAACCGAACAUCCCGAGCAUUUGGGGCCUCAGACACCUGAAGCUCUAUACAAUCGUUUAUUGGCGGUUGACCCAGUGAUGGCUUCCCGACUACACGUUAACAAUGUGCGUAAAAUACAACGCAGUCUUCAAGUGUUCGAACAAACGGGUGUGCCGCACAGCGAACUGCUUGCACAGCAGGAAAAGGAGCAACACAAUAUUGAGAAAUAUUUCGACGCUUGUGCCUUCUGGGUGCAAGCUAGCAAACCGGUGCUUGACGAACGUUUGUCAAAACGGGUGGAGACGAUGCUAAACGCUGGCUUAGUAGACGAGAUUCGAAGCCUGCGAGCACUUGUGAAGAACUCUCCGCCGCGGCAAACUAUGAGAAUUGAAGAAGAAUCGAUUUCAGUUGGCAUUCUGCAGGCUAUUGGAUACAAGGAAUUUCAGCCAUAUUUUGACGCGUUGGAGUCAAGCGAUGGUACAGAUGAUCUCACGAUACUGGAAACGCUGAAUGAGUGCGUUGUGCAGCUUAAGAUUGCAACACGUCAGUACGCUCGUCGCCAGCUCUCUUGGAUUCGAAAUAAGUUUGUGACUAGAAAUAUUCCAGUGUACCAAAUCGAUAGCACGGAUCUUGCGAAGUGGGAGGAAUUUGCGGCGCAACGUGCGUUUGCAAUUGCUCGAGUCUUUCUGAAAAAUGGUGAAAUGACGGUAUUUCGAAGUGUCCAGGAGCAACAUCCGGAAGUAGCCCAGGCAGCAUCACUGGAGGAUAAAUUUCAGAGGAAUACAUGCACGGUUUGUGUCGGUCGGGAAAUCAUGGGCAAGAAGCAAUGGGCAGAGCACUUGCGCUCAAAAGGGCACAAGUAUCAUUUAAAGCGUGUAGAGAUCAUAACAAAGCAAGCUGAGUCACCUUUGCUAAACAAUUGUCGGCAAGGAAAUUAUGAGACUGACGCACUCUCCGGUGGCCUAGAUUUCGCUCGAGCUGGGCAUUCAGCACCGAGAAUUAUUGCUGUAGCUUGCAGUUUGCCAGUCUUUUCGGCUGCAAGAGUGUCUUUCAAUUGUCGUAAAGCUUCGGUAUAG
Plasmopara halstedii is the source of this 1431-nucleotide messenger RNA. Its product is annotated as Adenylate Isopentenyl-transferase. Gene Ontology annotation, biological process: tRNA modification. Gene Ontology annotation, molecular function: tRNA dimethylallyltransferase activity. Gene Ontology annotation, cellular component: mitochondrion. Bases 1 to 1431 code for a protein of 476 amino acids. The transcript has 3 exons. The record is from RefSeq and is a predicted model, not a curated record. NCBI's taxonomy places the organism in Eukaryota, Oomycota, Peronosporomycetes, Peronosporales, Peronosporaceae.